UUUCUCUCUUCUUCAUAUUUUGGUCAUCUCCUUCAUCUUAGCCCAAGCUUUCAUGGCUGCACAACGAGAACACCCCCACCUCGGGCCCGUAAAACGUUUUGUAUUGGUGAUGAGACCUGGAGAACAUCCUGCUGAUCAUGUGUGGAAAACUGAAGCGUUGAGAGAUGCCAAACUUAAGUGCAUUACUUUCCCCAAAUCCGCCAACGAUGAUGGCGAACGUCACCCUAGAGUCGUACAACUGUUGAGGGCAUCGGGCUUUCACGGAACUGAACGAUUAGGAAAAAUCAGUAUUGAUUGGGGUCUUAUCACCGCAUUGGUUGAGAGGUGGAGACCAGAAACACAUGGUUUCCAUUUACUUUUUGGCGAAGUAGGCAUUACCUUGCAAGAUGUAUAGGUGCUGAUCGGGUUACCGAUUGACUGUCUCCCACUUACUGGUCCGACGACACAUAGUAAGACUGAAUGGAUGCAGAUGUGUAAGGAUUAUGUUGGUUUCAUGCCACUUGAUGAUGAUAUAUCAUCCAACAAUAUUAGAAUGCUAGCCAUUCAGUGCUUUUCGUUAUCGCCGUGGAGCACAGAAAUUGACAUUAUUCGUCAUAUAAAAGCGUUGAGUUGACAGUUGCUCGGUGGGUUGUUGCUCCCUAGCACUAGCGGUAGAGUGUCGUUCUACUUUCUUGAGUUGUUGCAGAACAACUUGGAGAAUAUGACUAGGUGGAGUAGGGGCUCAGUUGUGUUGGCAUAUUUGUACCACAACUUAUGUCAAGCGGCAAAGGCGGACAAAGUUUCGGUGGGAGGAUGUUUAGUCCUUCUACAACUCUGGGCAUGGGAGAGGUUGCCGAUGGUUCGAUCCCAAGGGGUGCUUCCAUUGGAUAGAAUAUUCGAUUUGCCUUAUGGUGCUAGGUUUUAUGAUUUGUCUUAUAAGCCGUUAAAUAUAGGUGGGCUUGUCGGCAUAACUGGCCAGACACUAUUAGAUUCAUUUUACGCAUUUAUAGGGACCAAUUUGACUGAUUAAGGGAGUGUGAGUUUGAAUGGACCCCUUGCCCGCUUAUGAGUCUUCCACCAUUUUGCACUAAUGCAUAUGAACUGUGGGCAGCUGAAGUUUCACUUAUUUAUUGUUCACAUUUUGAGGCAUACUAUCCUGCCAGAUUUUGUUGUCAAUUCGGUGCAAUCCAAGAUAUACCAAAUUCGGUGAUUCAUAACGACCGUCACCAUGCUACCCGACCACAGAAUAGUGCUGACUUAAUUACAUAAUGGGAGGACCGAUGGCAAAAAUUAUACGUGUUUGACUCGACAAGAGGGGACUUCACUAAGGAAUAUCGUAAAUGGUUCCAUUACGUGGGUAAGAUACGAAUUAACAACCCCUCACAAGACUGUCCUAGAACCGGAUUUGUUCCAGCUCAUCCAGAAUCAGCUAUCACGAACGACGUAGUGCUGGUAUGUUGUGGAAUCAAAGUGAAUAUCAAUUUUCGGAAAAAAUCCAAAAGCAGAUUAUGGAUCGAUGGCAACAAAGGCGUCACACUGUUGUAAUCCCGGACAAUCAUCAUAGUGGAGUUUUCUCAGUAGCCAUAGAAAAUGCAACUCCGGUCACAAUACAAUUUUCAAGGUACGACUGUGAUUGCGGGUGCUGGAGAAUGAACUGGAUGUCAUGCACCCACGUGCAUGUUGUGUGUCACUUCCUCAACCGCCAUAUCGAUCAACUUAUUCCGAAGAUUCGCCAAAUCUACUUCCUAUAUGGAAUGGAGACCAAGCUUGGAGAUGCUACGUUGAAAACUGGUUGGAUAUAAAGCUUUGGUGAAUGAAUCUGCAAUUUGGUUUUCUGAAGGAACAAAGAAGAGUUUGAUGAGUCCUUCAUCAACUUUAAUCCUUAUGAAGUGAUAAUCUAUUUCAACAUGUUUGGUUCUUUCAUGAAAGGAGGGUUUUUUAGCAAGUUGUAUAGCGGAUUGACUAUCACUAUAAACACAAAAUGGAAGUGAAGUCUUGACGUUCAUGUCUUUUAGCAGAAACUGUAGUCAUUGUAACUCACAUCUUAAUGAUGCUAAAGAUCUGUACCCUGCCUCAGAAGAAGAUCUAGAAACAGUACUUUUUUUCUUAGAUUUCCAUGAAAUAAGCGAGUUCCCAAUGAAGAUGCAAAAUCCUGUAAUAGACUUUCUUGUGGUAGGACAAGUGGCCCAAUCUGAAUCAGAGAAGGCUUGGAUGUUCAGGGUAUUUG
This is a messenger RNA of Cuscuta epithymum, 2206 nucleotides long. The record is from the annotation of a GenBank genome assembly. Lineage: Eukaryota; Viridiplantae; Streptophyta; Magnoliopsida; Solanales; Convolvulaceae.